Molecule: messenger RNA, 534 nt
Organism: Penicillium chermesinum
Lineage: Eukaryota; Fungi; Ascomycota; Eurotiomycetes; Eurotiales; Aspergillaceae
Product: ML domain-containing protein
Exons: 3
Coding region: 1-534 (177 amino acids)
Biological process (GO): intracellular sterol transport
Molecular function (GO): sterol binding
Source: RefSeq, a predicted model, not a curated record
AUGAAACUCUCUACUACCGCCCUUCUGCUUGCGGGUCCGCUCUCUGUCUCCGCUGCCGCUAUCUCCUCAAUCCUUGACUACUCUCAGUCACCGCUUGGGGUUGAACCCACCAACGAACUCCCCGUCAACGGAGAGAACCCUCUUGUCUUCUGCGAAGACCCGACCAAAAACAUCCUCCAGAUCGAGAAAGUCGAUAUCUCACCAAAUCCUCCCAAACCUGGCCAAGUCCUUACUGUCACAGCCAGCGGGACCCUUGGUCAAAAGAUUGAGAAGGGUGCUUACGUGAAUUUGGAGGUCAAAUAUGGCCUCAUCACUUUGGUCAAGCAGACUGCCGACCUCUGCGACCAAGUCACCAACGUUGACCUAAAAUGUCCUCUGAAUGCUGGAAAGUUGACUUUAACAAAGCAAGUCAAGCUACCGCAGCAGAUUCCUCCUGGAAAAUACUCUGUGCUUGCUGAUGUCUAUACCCUCAACGAUGAGCGUGUGACAUGUCUCCGUGGAAAGGAUAUCCCCCUUAACAUGCCCGGACAAUAG